GUACAAAGAUAAUGUCUCAGUGGUGGAGGAUAAAUUUGCAUGACAUGUUUAAUCACAACAUUCAGAAAUUCUAUGCAAGUGCUGGGCUAUUAAUUGAUCUCUUUUAGAUUUGGACAGCUGGGAGAUAUGCAGCUAUCUUGAGGGAAAGAGGAUGUGGGGCUGACCUUGCUAAAUCUUUUUCAGAUUCUCCAGGGGUGCCAGGAAGCCUUUCUCUCUCUGGGACUAAAGACAGACAUGGCAGGUGGGGAGACCUCCAGGCGCUGGGAGGCCGAGAGGCAGGAUGGCAAGAGGGCAGAGGCCAGGCUCAUUCGCGGACUGCAGCAUUUAGAAGACGCCCGUCUCUCCUAUUUGAAUUCAAUGAUGAAGGAACAGCGGAGACUCCAGCAGGAGCUCAUGAGAAUGCAGAAGAGUCGCUCCAAGCAGAAGCUUUCAGUGGGCCCUGGACGCAGAAGCUUAAAACUGGCUCUUCCACUCCUGUCCCCUCAGGCAGGACGGGAUUACAGCAGAUUCCAAGAUGCAGCACAGCGAUCCAAGAGGAAAACACUGGCCAAGGCAGGGGGCUUUCCGGGGACAAGCCAGCCUUCCUUGUAUCUAAAGAAGCCUGAUGGUGAUGUCGCAAGAAAUGAAGAGGACAGAAAAGGGCACUUGCCCCCCUUGAAUGUCAAAGACCAAGACACCACUGCGGACAGGGACAUCGCCACCCUAAAGGACUCCAUCGCCAAGCAGUUGUGCAUCUCCUCAGAGGCUGGGGAGGGAGAGGAAGCAGGUGGAACCGAGGGCCGAAGGGAAGGGCCUGCAGAGAAGGAGAGCAGAGCUGCCAAGGGCACUAAGCUCGUGACUCUCCCAGGGCAGCGAAGGCCUUCCCUUGGGCCUGAGAGGCUGAUCAUGGAUCCAGAGGCCUAUGCAGCAGAUGGACGUCUCAGGACCACGUAUGCCAGGCCAGAUUUCCUAAAGUCUUAUGCGGAAGCUAGGAAAGCCCGCUACAUUCGCCACAAGAACGCUCCUGCCUGGGAAAAGGAACUGAGUCUCCAGGAGAUAUUUGGACACAAAAAGACCAUGCAGCAUUCACCACAGGGGCAGGCUAUGAUGAAACCACAGCCCUGAGUGCACGGGGAAAGGAUGCCAUGGCCCUCCAAAAUCAUGGUAGUCAAGAUCACCAUCAGCUCAAAUCAGGCUUG
Podarcis raffonei (Aeolian wall lizard) is the source of this 1178-nucleotide messenger RNA. RefSeq names its product coiled-coil domain containing 190 (gene CCDC190). The transcript is spliced from 3 exons. Lineage: Eukaryota; Metazoa; Chordata; Lepidosauria; Squamata; Lacertidae. The coding region runs from base 235 to 1104 and encodes 289 amino acids. The record is from RefSeq and is a predicted model, not a curated record.